CGGGGAGCAGGUGAGGGGAGCCCGGUCCCCCCGGGGCCAGCGUCCUCCCGCUCGGUGCCUCUCGGUACCCUCGACGCCCCACAGGCCCCGACUGUGUCCCCAGGGCACCGUGGGGCUCCUGCUGCUCGGGGGUUGCAGGACCGGGGCUGUCCCGGCGGCAGGCAGGCCGCAGGCCCGGCGCAGAGCCCCGAGGCCUAGCAGCCACACAGCUGCUCCCUCCAUAAGCUGUCCCGCCGGCGGGUCCCGGCCUGUACAGAAGUACAUAAAAGAUCGAAAUAAAUCCUCUGCUCUCGCGGAGGGGAUGGGUUGCACCGGCUGGAUUUAGCCUGGAGAAAAGGAGUCUGAGAAGGGAACUUACUGCUCUCUACAAUUCUCUGAAAGGAGGGUGUAGCCAGGGCUCAGGAUGGACUUUCUGACACUCUUCUUGAUUUAUUUGUGUUUUGUGCUCGCUACUUUUGCUCUGCUCUGCAUCUGCUCGGGAAGGAAGGAGAGUUUCCUCACAAGAAGUGUCAACAGUGCAAGCCAGGUGUUGUCAUUUAUAAUCCCCACACAGCUCCAGAGGGUGACACAGAGGGCACUUCACAAGCUCUUCCACACAAGAAGCUGUUUGUUUGUUGUCCUGCACAUAGCCUUGCAGGCUGCGGUGUAUGGGGAAUACACAUGGGAAGUGUUUGUUUACUGCUGGGAGCUGCAGUUCCACCUCCUCCUCCUGCUGCUGCCCUACCUGCUGCUGGCUGGGAACAUGGGCUGCUUCAUUCUCUGUUCCAGGGCCAAUCCUGGUAUAAUAACAGAAUCAAAUCAUGCAGCGUUGGUUAAGAUUUAUGCAUAUGAUGGUGUGUUAUUUCAGAAAGGUGUCGUGUGUCCUACCUGCGACAUGGAGAAGCCAGCCAGAUCAAAACACUGCAGUUUCUGCAAUACAUGUGUACAUCGUUUUGAUCACCACUGUGUGUGGGUCAACAACUGCAUUGGUGCCUUCAACGUCAAGUAUUUCUUCCUUUACCUUUUGACACUGACUGCCAUGGCUGCCACCGUUGCCACUGUCACAGCCACGUUUCUCAUCCAAGUGGUGCUGCUCUCCAACAUGAUGCACGGGAGUUACGUUGAUGACCAAGGACAAGAGCGUGCUGUCGAGAUUCUCUUCAUCAUUCAGCACCUUUUCUUGACUUUUCCUAGGAUUGUCUUCAUGCUUGGUUUUGUUAUCCUUCUCACGCUCGUACUGGGCGCUUACUGCUGCUUCAAUCUGUACUUGGCCUUGACCAACCAAACUUCCAAUGAAUGGUAUAAAUCCAGAAGAUACGGGUGUUCCCACCAUCUAACGUCGCAGCCUCAUGACAGACGAGUUGUCUAUAAAAACAUCUAUUCUAAAGGAGUCUGGAUGAAUUUAAAGGAAAUCUUUAAGCCUCCUACAGUGUUGGAAAGAAAGAAGAAAACUUGAAGAUAAUACUCUCUAUAUAUGUAUUUUUUUAACCUUUUGUAAGACUUUACUUCAGCACUGUGCUUUGAUGCCCCAAGCAACUUUUAUAAAAGGAUUAUGGUAUUUCGAUUAAGUGAAACUAUGUUUUCAUAAAGCAAACUAGUCCUUAAAAAUCUAGAGUUCUUCCGAGUUUAUCACUGCUCCUACCAGCUGUGACAGUGGCCUGUCCAGUCUUUUCAGACCCAAUCACAGUAUUGAAGCAAGCUGUACUAGAGAUAGGUCCAGCUGAGGAACACAUACACAACUUUUUUUUGUGAUUACUGUUUGGAUGCUGCAUUACAGCACAGUAUAAUGAGCAAACUGAGUUCCUCAGUGCCUUUGGUACAUCUUAAGUAGGUCUUCCUGCAGGAGACUUUACAGGAAUAGAGCAAUGUCACACAUGUGGAAGCAAUAAACAUCUGAAUGCAGGUUAUUUGUCAACUAUCCACUUUUUUUUUUUUUUUCCCCUGCAGGAAAAUAGUAACUCCCAGCUGGCUGUAUUUAGCUGUGAGCUACUCUUUGCAGCAGUAUUGUGGUUAACAGUGUCUCAGCAGAGCACUAGUGAAGAUACUUCACUUGGUGAGAUCUCUGGGGUUAAGUUUAGUCCUCGUUUCCUUGUUAGAGGGACCAGCAGUGAAUUGGCCGGUGUGGAGAGGCACGUCGGGUCCAUCUUACUGAAGUGAAUCUUUUCCUCUCUGUGUACAAGCAAGGGAAGAGCUAACAAAGAGCUGCUGUGAACUUUGAGGAAGCUUCAUCUUUUUGUGAGUACCUUUGUUUCACAAAUGAUUACUCCAUUACUGUUAACAGUAUGCAGAAUAGGUUGCAUGUUUUUAGGUGAAAAAAACCACGAUUACAUGUAGAAUCUUAGCCUGCAGAAACCACCUUCUACUGCAAAUUUGUACUAGUUUGGAGCACCUUAAUUUCAGAAAGGAAACUACUACAAGUGCUACUUCUUACCUGCUAAGUCUCUUUCUUGUACCUGUUUUUAGCUGUUUGAAAAUAAGAUGCACUUUCAGCCUUAGAGUUAGGAAAAUAGUGGACUUUAGGACAAAAUUUCAGCAACCUGAAAAGGGGAUCAGAUGUUUGAUACUGAGCUUGGGACAUAAAGGUCUUGGCAGAUAACAGACUUAAUCGUUCUGGCAUUUCUCAUCUUUAUUCAAUUGUUUGAUAUAGCUGCUCACUGCAGGAGGCUCAGCCAUGUCUUAGGCAUUCCUCUAUUUUGGGCAUUUUGUGGCAGAAGUUACAGUUGCUGAGGCUAUUCAGAAGCACAACAGUAACAUGGUCUUCCAGUUCUGUCCAGGGAUCCUCUGGGUGAACACCGAAAGGCACUUCAUCAGUGUCCCUCAAAAACACCCUCUGCCUUAGUGGUGGAAGACAUAAGUAAACUUACAGCAACUAAGUUUUUACUUUUGGAAGUGGCAAAAAAUAUGGAAGUAGCCUUCUGAAAUCCCUCCAGCUAGGGAUCACUUGAAAGAUUCCAAAGCAUACAGGUACUGGGUGCCUUUAGAUGCUUGUUUUGGGAAAAAUAGUGUAUUUGACUUGCCCAAUAACAACAGUUUUUCCAGCACAAUGUUAAGUGGCCCUGU
This is a messenger RNA of Calidris pugnax (ruff), 3039 nucleotides long. It is a transcript of the gene ZDHHC4, whose product is annotated as zinc finger, DHHC-type containing 4. The record is from RefSeq and is a predicted model, not a curated record. Gene Ontology annotation, cellular component: Golgi apparatus; endoplasmic reticulum. Lineage: Eukaryota; Metazoa; Chordata; Aves; Charadriiformes; Scolopacidae. The coding region runs from base 404 to 1435 and encodes 343 amino acids. Gene Ontology annotation, biological process: protein targeting to membrane; peptidyl-L-cysteine S-palmitoylation. Gene Ontology annotation, molecular function: protein-cysteine S-palmitoyltransferase activity. The transcript has 7 exons.